UAUAAAAUAAGAGGUAUACCCAGGAAAAAACUGUUAUUUACGCUAUUCAAGGGUUUAACCGUGGAUUAUACUAAUGCAUUAAAACGAUGAAUGACUAUUUCAGUGUUAUCGACGAACUUGAUCCAGCGACAGACGAAGAGGAACCCUUGAGCUCGCCUAUGUUAUCAGACGAAUCGGUGGGGAAGAUUGCGGGAAAGGUUAGCGAAUUAUCGGUUCCUUCGCUAAAACAGGCAAUAGUAGAGGCAUUAGAUAGUGUCCGGAGACACGACAUAAAAAUCAAUGAGAGUAGUGUGGAUUCUCAUAAGAAAUUAGGAGAAAAAGUUAGAAAACUUAUUUCCACUGUGGAACAAGGAAGGGCUGAAUAUAAAAGGAGCCAUGAUGAGCUGGUUAAAGUUAUAAAAGACCUUUCCAAUGCAAGGGCUGAGGAUAAACGAAGCUUUGAGCUAUUACAACGUAGGAUUGAAGCUUUAUCCCAAGCCCAAGAAGGAGAAGUAGU
This is a messenger RNA of Eurytemora carolleeae, 496 nucleotides long. RefSeq lists its product as uncharacterized. Lineage: Eukaryota; Metazoa; Arthropoda; Copepoda; Calanoida; Temoridae. The record is from RefSeq and is a predicted model, not a curated record.